This is a messenger RNA of Microtus ochrogaster (prairie vole), 2478 nucleotides long. RefSeq names its product translocase of inner mitochondrial membrane 10B (gene Timm10b). Lineage: Eukaryota; Metazoa; Chordata; Mammalia; Rodentia; Cricetidae. The record is from RefSeq and is a predicted model, not a curated record.
GCGGAAGUAACGUGGGCUACGCGCCCUGAGCGUGAUGGAGCAGCAGCAGCAGCUAAGAAACUUGCGAGACUUCCUGUUGGUCUACAAUCGGAUGACCGAACUGUGCUUCCAGCGCUGUGUGCCCAGCCUGCACCACCGAGCUCUGGACGCUGAGGAGGAGGCCUGUCUGCACAGCUGUGCCGGGAAGCUCAUCCAUUCCAACCACCGCCUUAUGGCCGCUUAUGUGCAACUUAUGCCCGCCCUUGUCCAGCGCCGCAUCGCGGACUACGAGGCUGCCUCGGCCGUGUCAGGUCCUGCAGAGCAGCCCAGAGACUCGGCAGCAGGCAGCUAGCCAUCCCCUGGCCCAGGAAAGAAGGUGCUUGGAUGGGCGCCUCUGUGAACCUUGGUCUUGACGAAAUUUGUACAGAGAUUGAGCCUGAAAGCUGAACAUUAUUGCUCCUUUUUUUGGAGCCAAUAAACCGAGUUUUUACUCUGGUUUAUUUUCUGGGCAGGAACUUUUUUGUCCAUUUAUUGGUAUUGACCUGUAUUCUGUCAUUUAGUAUCUAUCUACCGCACUCAGCCCUGGCAGUUGAGAAAUUGCCUUAGUUAGGUAGAAGGACAAACUAAGCAUUCCCAAAUUCCCAGGAGAAGCGUAGGUACUUUUAAGGUUGGUCAUUGCAACAGGAAAUUGGUUCCAAAAGGAGAGUUUUCAGUGGCUGUGCUUGAGUCUAACUUAACGGCCUGAAUAUAUAUUGUCUAAUAACUAGUUUUAUCUGAACUGUCAUACAAAAAAAAAUUGUACUAGAUCUAGGGGAAGAAGGGGCAAUAUAAAACAACAAAAGGAGGAAGAAAACAGUACUGCAAUAGGCGUUAGCCACCAAUUCUUAGGAGAUCAGUGAAAGCAGAGCAGAGACAAGCCUUUAAGAUUUAAGGAAAUUGUCCAGAAUUUCAGUCAUUUCCCCAGUGUACCAUCUUAGUAUUUCCUAUCUUUGUGAAAUCAGUAAUAAAUACUUUAAACAAAAAAAGGGGGGGCUUUCUUCUCAUCUUUAGGGCAAGUGAAGAGGACUGCACUAGUCAGAUUUCAAGAAUAGAAACCUAAGGGAGAGGUAGGUGCUGGUAGAGGGGGUGGUUAGAUAAAAUCUGUGCGACCCCUAAUGCAUCCUUAGUGUUUCACUGCUUGCCCAGAAUCUCCCAAUUCCAGCUCUCUACUUUCCACCUUACAUACUUCUCAUUGUAACUGAUGACAGCUUUUCUAGUUUCAUUACUGCCCCCUCCCUUUGAGGCAUCGUGGGGUUCACAUCUGUAUACAGGAGGACACCUCCUUUCCUGGCCCUGCCUUUUCCAUGACAUCAUCCCUGGUAUGGGGAUAGGGAAGAAAGUAGGAUGUGGCAAAUACCACCAUGUGGGCUUCAGGAUAAUGAGAGGAUGCAGGGCAAGCAACAGUAUGGGGUCUGUGUUUUUGUUUUACUGGGGCUUACACUCAAGGGCUGUGCAUGUCAGUAGAAACUCUAACAGCUUAAACUAUCCAUUUCCUCUUCGCUGCUUUCCUUAAUCCCAUCCCAUCCCUUCAAGUAUGGCAACAGGUGGCCAGCUUUCACGUUUCACAGAGGGAUUCAAACUUAAAUUCCCAGCCAAAAUCAACCAUUCACAAAGUAAAUUUUCCCCCACCUAGAGGUCAGAAAUAUGCUUUUUAUUUUUGAGAUAGGGUCUCAAAACUGACCUGGAAAGUACAAUAACUAAAGAUGACCUUGAACUCCUGAUUUUCCUGCCUUAACCUCCCUAUUGCUGGCCAGCCAAAAAAAUUGAAAUAUUUAGUCAACUUUAUGUUAAAAUGCAGCUCUUUCUCCAGGCCUUAUUAUGCAUGCCUAUAAGCCCACUGCUUAACAGAUUGAGAAAUGAGUUUGAAGGCAGUCUGCUGUGUAUCAAGCCCCUAUCGAUAAAUUGCAGCUGAGACAGUAACUACAAUGGGCUGCUUCUCAAAAUCAUGUCUGUUGAGUAUGUUGUAUAAAUUUAUCUUAUUUAUUCAUUUUAUUGCAAACCUAGGAUGUAUUAUUUCCAUCUAACAGGUAAAGAAGAACCCAGAAUGUAUGAGAGUCUGUCUUAUACACAGUUCUUUGAAAACAGAUUCUAGUGUGUCUCUGUGUUUUUGUUUUUGUUUUUCAUUUUAGGUGAUUUUGCCAUGGGGUCCAUUGGCCUUAAACUUGUGGUCCUCCUGUCUCAGCCUCCCAGGUACUGGGAUUACAGACAUGGGCUACAACUGGUUGCUAGAUAAUUCUUUAGGAAGAUAAAAAUUGCUGAUGAGGCACUUCCCUGUAGAAUGACCUCAUGUCUACCGGAUAAAAUUCACUCCUUGACAGUAUAAAUGUAAAUAAAGCAACUUGUGAACGUCUUAAUUCCCAAAGACAGGAAUGUAGAAACCCAGGAUAUUGUAUUGCUGUUGGGAGAGCUCUUCUACAUCAGCAUUGUAUGUAUCCUUUCAAUAAACACGUCCUGUGAGUU